AUGAAGCUUACGUUAACUAUUCUCAUUGCUGGUCUAGCUACACAAACUGUUGUGGCCACUAAUUGGUUUAGCAAGGCUGUUUACAACAAAUGGCAUGAGACUGAACUUGAGCGAUGGCUCUCUGACAAUGGAAUCCCCUAUCCAUCGGCAGCUGACCGCAAAGAUCUAGAGAAAAUUGUCUCCGAAAACUGGAAAUCUAAAGUUGCUGAACCGUAUCUUGAUUGGGAUCCAAAGCAACUAAAUGCUUACUUGAACCAAAGACGCCUUGAAGCUGCAAGUGAAACUACAGAUACCAAGGAAAGUUUACUUAAUAGGGUAAAGAGCAAUUGGUAUGAGAGUGAAGAAAAAGCGGAAGAUGCGUGGAGCAGUAUUAAGGAUUGGAUCUUCGACAGUUGGUCAGAUAACGCCUUACUAUCCUUUGCCGAUAAUUACGGUAUUCAAGUUCCACAGCCACAAAAACGCGACACAAUUAUUCAAGCUCUUCGUUCGAACUAUGAGGCUGUUGCAAACAAGGCCGGAGAAACUGUAGAAUAUCCCGGUAAUUGGCUGUAUGGAUUAUGGUCUGAAUCUGACUUGAAGGAGUGGCUUGACUCUCAUGGCAUCCCUGCACCACAGCCCACAUCGCGUGAUGCGCUCAUUGCUAGCGUCCGUCGUAACUCCCGGAUUGCUAGUCUUAGGGCCGCCGACCUGCAGAGAUCCGAGAAAGGAUACGGCGAAUCUACCAAACAAAAAGUGAAGCAAAAAUUCUUCGAUGGAUGGUCUGACAGUAAAUUGAAGGAAUUUCUUGAGAAGAAUGGCAUAAAUAUUCCUAAGGGAAGCAAAACGGCAGAGCUUCAUGCUCUAAUUAAUAAAAAUCGAGCACAGUUCUCUGAUAAUACUAUUUCGUCAUUUUCGAAAAAUUUUUUUAGUCAAGCAAGUGAUUCAGGAGCCAGUGCCUUUGGUGCUGCAACAUCAAAAGCUGGAAACCAAUUUGCUAAAGCUACUGACGCAGCAUCUGGAGAGGCAGAAGAUGCUUUCAAUGCUGCAAGUGAUUCUUGGAGCGAGUCCAGACUCAAGGCCUACCUUGAUUCACGAGGCGUACCUUUACCGAGGACUGAUAAGCGCGAUGAAUUGUUGGCUGCCGUUCGUCUAAAUAAGCAUAAAGCUGCAAAUGGCUGGUCUACGUGGACAUUUGAUACGUGGACUACUGAUAAUUUAAAAGCGUAUUUGGCUUCUUUUGGAAAUAAGGCUGCACAAGAUUCAGCUAAAAAAGUUGGUGCUACUCGUGAGCAAUUAUUGUCGGCUGCUCAAGAUGCUUACGCUACAGCAUCGAAGUCCAGUGGUUCUUCGUAUGCUUCUGUAACUUCUUACCUGGCUCAGCAGACAGACGCAGCAAAGGAUUCAGCUUUUGAUACAUGGACAGAAUCAGAGUUAAAGGACUAUCUUGAUUCCUAUGGUAUUCCUGUACCACAAGGUUCUUCAAAAGAUUCUUUGAUUGCCUGGGCUAGGCAGCAGCGUAAUUACUUUCAAUACGGAACCUUGAAUCCACAAGAGGGAUUGUGGACUAAGUUGCAGCAGGGUGCACACUGGGCAAUGGGAAAAGUUGGAGCUGGUCACAAACAGGCUGAAAUGGCUGCAGAUAUAAUCAAGGAUAAAACAACUUCUACUACUGAUCGUACCGGAGAGGCUGCUGAAAAAGUAAAAGAUAGAGUAAUAAGCUCUGGGGACCAAGCCAGCGAUGCAGCAAAGACCAUAGAGAUCAAAGUUGAGUUGUAG
Blumeria graminis f. sp. triticale is the source of this 1755-nucleotide messenger RNA. The record is from the annotation of a GenBank genome assembly. NCBI's taxonomy places the organism in Eukaryota, Fungi, Ascomycota, Leotiomycetes, Helotiales, Erysiphaceae.